Messenger RNA from Oldenlandia corymbosa var. corymbosa, 1122 nucleotides. The record is from the annotation of a GenBank genome assembly. Lineage: Eukaryota; Viridiplantae; Streptophyta; Magnoliopsida; Gentianales; Rubiaceae.
AUCCACUAUGAGUAAUAUUUUAUGAAUGUUCUCCAACUCACCCACCACCAUGACACCUUAACUUAGAUAACCCACUAUCCCCACUCUUUCUUUUUAGUUCUAACCUUCCCUUAUAAAUUCACAAACCAUUCCCCCAAACCAACAACAACAUCAACAACCCAUACAAACAAACAAACUAUCCAUUUCCCAAUCAACAAGAUCUCCUUUCCCAACAAACACCCAAAGAAAUCAACCUUAAAUCAAACAAGAAAAAGAGAUGAGAACUCUAAAAACCUCAGUAGUAUCAUCAUCAACUUCUUCCUUAAAACUAUCUACACUAUCAUCGGAACCGCCAGUCACAACUCCUCCGGCGGCCACCGUGUUACAAAAGUCGCCGUGGCACUCUCCGGUGCCGUACUUAUUCGGCGGCCUCGCCGCCAUGCUGGGAUUAAUCGCUUUCGCCCUUUUGCUCCUCGCUUGCUCUUACUGGAGACUUUCCGCCGCUAACUCCGCAAGUGAAGAAAACAGAGACAUUGAACAGGGCGAAGGCGGCGCCGCCGGAGAUGAGAAACCCCAUAAUCCGGCGGCCGUGAAAGUUAUGCCGAUUUUCGAGGAGAAGAUUGUGGUGAUUAUGGCUGGUGAUAUUAAGCCAACUUUCCUCGCAACCCCGAUUUCGAACAAGGCCAUUUCUUCCAAGAACAAUGAGAAUCUCGGGAAAGGAAUGGAAGAAAUUGUAGAGAAGCCCAAAUUUGAGGUCUCCGACCAGAACAUUCUCGGAAAUGUUGAGGACGAUAAAACUCACGAAGAAGCGGCGGCGCCGGCGGUCGGAGACGGCCAAGAACAGAACUAAUUAGCCCGGGGUUAUUUGGUCUUUUUUCCUUUUACAUUUUUACAGUAAGAGAGGAAAGAUCGAAAGAAGGGUGGGACAAAAAAAGAGUUUCUUCAACUUUAACCUGUUGAAACUCAAUUGCUCUUUUACCCUUCUUAAUUUUUGGCCCUUUCUUUUAGGUUUUUCUUUUUCUUUUUCUUGUUUUAUCUUCUUCCAUCGUAUUGUCCAUUUUAUGCGUGGGGCUUUCCGGGAAAUGUAAAUUUUUUGCGUUGAGAAUUGAGAUGAAAUGAAAAGGAUUCAAAUUUUGCAGUACC